Molecule: messenger RNA, 1137 nt
Organism: Capsicum annuum
Lineage: Eukaryota; Viridiplantae; Streptophyta; Magnoliopsida; Solanales; Solanaceae
Product: alcohol dehydrogenase 1-like
Biological process (GO): formaldehyde catabolic process
Cellular component (GO): cytosol
Molecular function (GO): S-(hydroxymethyl)glutathione dehydrogenase [NAD(P)+] activity; zinc ion binding
Source: RefSeq, a predicted model, not a curated record
AUGUCAAGCACUGUUGGACAAGUCAUUCGUUGCAAAGCUGCUGUGGUAUGGGAGGCAGGGAAGCCAUUGGUCAUUGAGGAAGUGGAUGUUGCUCCUCCUCAGCAAAUGGAAGUUCGUCUCAAGAUCCUCUUCACUUCCCUUUGCCACACUGAUGUCUGCUUCUGGGAAGCCAAGGCAUUUUAUCAAGUCUUUCCUCAUAUUCUUGGACAUGAGGCAGCGGGGAUUGUGGAGAGUAUGGGAGAGGGAGUGACAGAGCUUGUACCAGGGGACCAUGUACUUCCAGUGUUCGCUGGUGAAUGCAAAAAUUGUGCACACUGUAAAUCAGAAGAGAGCAACAUGUGCAGCCUCUUGAGGAUUAACACAUACAAAGGAGUGAUGAUUCGUGAUGGACAUUCAAGAUUCUCCAUCAAUGGAAAACCCAUUUACCAUUUUGUUAGGACUUCCACUUUUAGUGAGUACACUGUGGUUCAUGUUGGUUGUCUUGCCAAAAUCAACCCUCUUGCUCCUCUCGACAAAGUUUGUGUCCUGAGUUGUGGAAUUUUAACUGGCCUUGGUGCAACACUGAAUGUUGCCAAACCAACAAAAGGCUCUAGUGUGGCUGUGUUUGGACUGGGGGCUGUAGGCCUUGCCGCUGCAGAAGGAACAAGGAUUGCAGGGGCUUCAAGAAUUAUUGGUGUUGAUCUGAAUGCAAGCAAAUUUGAGCUAGCCAAGAAAUUUGAUGUAACAAAAUUUGUGAACCCAAAGGAGUAUAACAAACCAGUUCAAGAGGUAACUGCUGAGAUGACUAAUGGCGGAGUGGACAGAAGUGCAGAGUGCACUGGCCACAUUGAUGCUAUGAUUUUUGCAUUUGAAUGCCAUGAUGGCUGGGUAGUGGCUGUUCUUGUAGGAGUUCCUCGUAAAGAAGCUGUUUUCAAGACUCACCCUAUGAACCUGUUGAAUGAAAGGACUCUAAAGGGAACAUUCUUUGGAAACUAUAAGCCCCGGUCCGAUCUUCCUUCUGUUGUGGAGAAGUACAUGAACAAGGAACUUGAAUUGGAGAAGUUCAUAACUCAUCAACUCCCAUUUUCUUUUAUCAACAAAGCUUUUGACAUGUUGAAAGGAUAAGGCCUUCGUUGCAUCAUCCAUAUAGAUCACUAA